AUGAGGAAAGGCUUGGGGUUUACAAAGGGUGGACAGGAGGAUGCUCAGUCCCAAGUAUGUGCCCCUCCCUCCAGGGAAAUCAAAGAUCCUGCGGACCUGAGGGUGCAGCGGCGGGAGCAGCACGUCUAUUACCGGGACAAGCUGCUGCCCGUCAACUGGAUCAUCGUGCACCCCAACUACUAUGAUGUCGUGGACGGGUUUGACAUCGCCCUGAUGGAGCUGGAGGAUCCUGUGAAUAUCUCCUGCAAUGUCCAGCUGGUCGCUCUGCCCUCUGCCUCGGAAACCUUUCCACCAGGGACUCAGUGCUGGGUGACAGGCUGGGGAAAUGUGGGCAAUGGAGAAUCUCUACCCCUGCCGUUCCCCCUGAAGGAGGUGAGGGUCCCCAUCAUGGAAAACAGCAAAUGUGACGCAGAAUACCAUACUGGCCUGUACAUGGGGGACAACAUCCAUAUUGUCAAGGACAACGUGAUCUGUGCGGGGGACGAGGAGAGUGACGCCUGCCAGGGCGACUCUGGAGGGCCCCUGGUCUGCAAGGUCAACGGCACCUGGAUGCAGGCGGGUGUGGUCAGCUGGGGUUUAGGCUGUGCCCGACCCAAUAGGCCCGGCAUCUACACCCGUGUCACCUCCUACCUGCACUGGAUCCACCAGUACGUCCCCAAGGAGCCCUGA
Messenger RNA from Pipistrellus nathusii (Nathusius's pipistrelle), 669 nucleotides. The record is from the annotation of a GenBank genome assembly. NCBI's taxonomy places the organism in Eukaryota, Metazoa, Chordata, Mammalia, Chiroptera, Vespertilionidae.